Messenger RNA from Aspergillus tubingensis, 1800 nucleotides. Its product is annotated as MFS siderophore iron transporter. Gene Ontology annotation, molecular function: transmembrane transporter activity. The record is from RefSeq and is a predicted model, not a curated record. Gene Ontology annotation, biological process: transmembrane transport. The transcript is spliced from 4 exons. The coding region runs from base 1 to 1800 and encodes 599 amino acids. Lineage: Eukaryota; Fungi; Ascomycota; Eurotiomycetes; Eurotiales; Aspergillaceae.
AUGGCCGUGCUCGAAAAGUUUCGUGAGGCCUUUGGCCGUAGCCCUUCUAUUACCGAAGAAUCCGGCAACAAUGUUACCAUGAACACCGUCGAGGAAACCAAGCAUGAUCCCAUUGCUGAUGAGGCAGUCCGUGGUCCUGAAGACUCUGAGGAAACUGUCUCCGAGGAUGCCUCUUCAGCGCACCUCCAGAUUGGUGUUAACGAUGUCGAGGCUAUCACCAAGUCUUGGUCCAAAUGGUCCCUGAUCGCCGUUUUUGCCAACAUCUGGCUCUUGUACUUUGUGAAUGCUUUCCAGUCCUCUAUUCUUUACAACCUGCUCCCCUAUGUCACCAGUUCCUGGGAGUCCCACUCCCUCCUGAACGUCAUCUAUGUGGUUGCCGACUGCAUGUCGGCCGCCGUGUACAUCCCUCUGGCGAAAAUCAUGGACGUGACUGGUCGUGCUGAAGGUUUCGCGACCAUGGCUGUCUUUGCUACUCUGGGACUGAUUUUGAUGGCCACCUGCCACAACCUUCCCACCUUUUGUGCUGCCUAUGUGUUCUACACAAUUGGCUUCGGUGGCAUGACCUACUGCGUGGAUGUCAUCACUGCUGAUGCCUCCAAGCUGAAGAACCGAGGUCUGGCUUACGCCUUCACCUCUUCCCCUUAUAUCAUCACGGCCUUUGCUGGUCCUAAGGCUUCGGAUGACUUCCACCUUAGCUGGCGCUGGGGCUUCGGCAUGUUCGCCAUCAUUUUCCCAGUCGUCGCUGCCCCGUUGUACUUCAUUUUGAAGCACAACCUAAAGCGCGCGCAGCAGCAGGGUUUGGUCGCCGUCAACCGCGACGGCCGCACCUGGUACCAGCUUGUCUGGUUCUACUUCAUCGAGUUUGACAUUGUUGGUGUCCUUCUCUUCUCUACCGGUCUCUGCGUCUUCUUCCUUCCCUUCGAUAUCUCCUCCUACGCUCCCGACGGCUGGGCCUCGGGCUACAUUAUCGCGAUGAUCGUCGUCGGUGUCGUGAUGCUGGUUCUCUUCUGCCUCUACGAAUGGCUCGUUGCGCCCGUGCCUCUUUUCAAGUUCGGCUUCCUCUUCAACCGUACCGUUAUCGGUGCUUGUCUGCUCGACGCCACCUACCAGCUCUCCUACUACUGCUGGGACAACUACUUCACCUCUUUCCUGCAAGUUGUCAACGACCUGAGCGUUGCCGAAGCCGGUUACGUCAGUGACACGUUCGACGUCGUCUCCGGUGUUCUGCUCCUCUUUGUCGGUUGGUUGAUCAGCAAGACCGGCCGCUUCAAGUGGCUCCUCUACAUCUCCGUGCCCUUGUAUAUCUUCGCUCAGGGUCUGAUGAUCUACUUCCGUCGUCCCAACCAAUCCGUCGGCUACCUCGUCAUGUGCCAGAUCUUCAUCUCCAUCGGAGGCAGUAUCUUCAUCAUUAUCGAGCAGCUUGCUAUCCUGGCCGCCGUCGACCACCAGCACGUCGCUGCCGCCCUGGCGCUCCUCAACGUCGUCGGUACUAUCGGUGACGCUAUCGGUGCCACCAUCUCCGGCGCUAUCUGGGAUAACACCUUCGAGAAGGCGCUCAUUCGCUACCUGCCUGAAUCAGCCAUGUCCAACCUCGAGAACAUCUACGAGGAUCUGGAUACUCAGCUGAGUUACCCCACUGGUAGUGUCACCCGCAUUGCUAUCCAGCAUGCCUAUGGAUAUGCCCAGACGCGCAUGUUGGCGGUUGGAACGGGUCUCAUGGCUCUCUCCUUUAUCUGGAUCGUCAUGAUCAAGAACAUUAAUGUUGCCAAGGUCAAACAGGUCUCGGGUAUGGUCUUCUAG